GAGCACCGCCUGCCAAUGCUCUCUGCUGAUCCUAUCUUCGGGAACGAAGCUCGGAUUGAUAUGGACUUGGACUUGGAACCCGAUGAGCCUCCACCUCCGGGACCGCCGAGCAGGCAGACGAUCUACAUCGCGGACGAGGACAAUACCGUUAGGUUCAUAGGCUACGAGACCCAAUCUGCUCGACAGUAUCUCUGGCGACUUGGCUGUAUCUUGACUUGCGGUAUAUUGGGUCUGCUUGGCCAUUGGUUCCCACAUUUCUGGCUGCGCUGGGUGGCGAAGGAGAAAGCGUUCAAGGAUAUCGACGACGGGUUUGUCGUUGUUGAGACUGCCUACAGAGAUAUUGCUUUAUUCCCCAUCCGAAGAGUUCAUUAUCCGUAUUACAUUUCUACAGCGUUCCCGACUGCUGGGGUCGAGUCGGGAGUCCAGCAGACGGCAUCUAUGGCAUCUUUACCGAAGGCUAACGGAAACGCGAAUGGCAAUACAAGGGAAGACCCCGCGGAUAUAGUAUUAGAUAACCUUGUCAUUGUCGACUAUCGAUAUGCUAGAUUUGCUCUUGAUCCCCGUUCUGGCUUAUUUUCUAUGCUGAAAGACUGGAGGGACCCUUCUUGGAAGGGGGUCUGGAGCGUACGAAAUGGCCUGCAGCAACCUGCGAGACAUCAGCGGUGGAUGCUCUUCGGUCCCAACGUUAUCGAUAUCGAAGGCAAAUCGACCGCGUCUCUCCUGAUAGACGAGGUCAUCCAUCCUUUCUACGUGUUCCAAAUAGCAAGCAUUGUACUCUGGUCCUUGGAUGAUUAUUACUACUACGCGUUCUGCAUCGCUCUUAUCUCAGCUAUCAGCGUGACCACGACGUUGAUCGAGACAAGAAAGACUAUAGCUCGCAUGCGUGAAAUGUCACGGUUUUCGUGCAUGGUCAAAGUAUAUGUGGAUGGCGGCUGGACAGAAAGGGACUCCACGGACCUUGUACCGGGCGACAUCAUUGAUCUGGUUGAGUCGCAGCUUGCUCUCUUUCCGGCGGAUAUGUUUCUCCUCUCGGGCGACGCUAUCGUGAACGAGAGUAUGCUCACCGGUGAGAGCGUCCCUGUCAGUAAGGUACCAGUCAAGGAUCAGGAUCUGGCGAGAUGGCAGGACAGCCAGGAUGUCAUCGGGGAUAGCGCCAAGAGCUUCUUGUAUGCCGGGACAAGGGUUGUCCGCGUCAGGUCUGCGUUGGCCGCGGAUGGAAGCGUAGGUAGUGCUGCUCUCGGCUUGGUAGUCAGGACUGGGUUCAAUACGACAAAGGGAGCAUUAGUUCGCUCCAUGCUAUUCCCUAAACCUAUGGGGUUCAAGUUUUACAGGGAUUCCAUCCGCUUCAUCAUGGUACUCGCCGGCAUUGCCGGACUCGGUUUCUGCGCGAGUGCGGUUCAGUUUGUCAGGCUUGGAAUUCCGUGGCACACCAUACUCCUGCGCGCUCUUGAUUUGAUUACUGUGGUCGUACCUCCAGCGCUUCCGGCAACACUGUCAAUUGGAACCAGCUUCGCAAUCGGUCGACUGCGGAAAGCGGGCAUCUUUUGCAUAGCGCCGAGUCGCGUGAACAUUAGCGGCAAGGUCAAUGUCUGCUGUUUCGAUAAGACAGGCACAUUGACGGAAGAUGGGCUCGAUAUCCUCGGUGUCCGUGGACUAGAACGCAGCGCGCAGAGGUUUGGAGAACUCAUUGAGGACGUGCACGACUUGCCUAUGUCGGAUGCCAAGGCGAACUUCCUCUAUGCCUUAGCGACCUGCCAUUCACUGAAGGUAGUCGACGGGGAGAUCAUUGGAGAUCCCCUGGAUGUAAAGAUGUUUACGUUCACGAAGUGGACACUGGAGGAGGGUCAUGUUGCCGGCACUGGGAAAAUAAAGGGAAAAUCCAGUGGGGAGACUCGGCCUGCUGCCCUGGUUCAGACCGUUGUUCGACCUCCAGGAAGCGGCCAGUUCAAGCUUGAAGACGCUCUCAAGGGUCCGGCGAAGCAUGCGCAUUUUCUUGAGCUGGGCGUCAUCCGUACAUUUGAAUUCGUCUCGUCCCUACGAAGGAUGAGUGUGAUAGUCAAGCGGCUGAAGAGCAAUAGUAUGGAGGUGUUUGUCAAAGGGGCGCCGGAGGUGAUGAUCGACAUCUGCGACAAGGAUUCAUUCCCGGAAGAUUAUGACGAUCUACUUUCGUACUACACGAAGCGUGGAUAUCGUGUCAUUGCCAUGGCUGGGAAGAGCAUCGAAGGGCUAUCGUGGCUAAAAGCUCAGAGAAUGAAAAGGGAGCAAGCAGAGUCUGGACUUCGCUUUCUGGGACUGAUCAUCUUCGAGAAUAAGCUGAAACCUGGGACGACCCCGGCAAUACAGGCGCUGAGGAACGCGCAUCUCGCGAUCAGGAUGAUUACGGGCGACAAUCCUUUGACAGCUGUCAGUGUGGCCAGGGAAUGCAAUAUCAUCAAUCAGGCUGCACAUGUGUUUUCUCCUAUUUUCAUUAGAGGAAAUGCCAUGACUCGCUUUGCAAAGCUGGAGUGGUUUUGUAUGGAUGAGCCAGCUUGGAAACUUGACGAUUACAGCCUGAAGCCUUUGACACCCCCUGCUCACCGGUUGGUCGACGCGGAGGAAGUAGAUUACCAGGACUGCGCCCUGGUGGUCACUGGAGAUGUCUUCAGGUGGAUGAUCAACCAUGCACCUCUGGAGACGUUACAACGCAUGUUGGUGAAGACACAGAUUUUCGCACGGAUGUCUCCCGACGAGAAAAAUGAGGUCGUAGAACGACUUCAAAUUCUGGGAUACACGGUUCUCAUGUGUGGAGACGGCGCUAACGAUUGUGCUGCGUUGAAGGCCGCAGACGUGGGGCUUUCUCUUUCGGAAGCGGAGGCGUCUGUCGCAGCGCCCUUUACCAGUCGUACUCCGGACAUUAGCUGCGUACUGGAGGUCAUCAAAGAGGGUAGGGCAGCUCUCGUCACCAGUUUUAGCUGCUUCAAGUAUAUGGCACUAUAUUCACUCAUCCAAUUUACGACAAUCACAUUAUUGUAUUCCUUUGCUUCAUCACUGGGAGACUUCCAGUUCCUAUAUAUCGAUUUAUUCAUAAUCAUUCCGGUGGCUGUCACGAUGGGCCGCACACUUCCCUACUCUCGUAUUCAUCCGAAACGACCCACGGCUAGCCUCGUGUCCAAGAAAGUAUUAGCAAGUAUAAUCGGUCAAAUUGUCAUCACAAGUGCGGUACAAUUCUGGGCGUUCUUUUGGGUCCGUUCCCAGGAUUGGUAUACCCCACCUCGUCAAAGCGGCCCUAAGAGCGGUGAUGACAAUCAUUUACAAGCCAGCAAUUACGAAAACUCUGCGUUAUUCUUGGUGUCAUGUUUCCAGUACAUCCUAGUGGCGGCUGUUUUUAGCAUAGGGCCACCUUACCGGAAACCUAUGUGGACAAAUGGCUGGCUAAUGUCUGCCGUCAUCGGGCUAUCUCUGUUCAAUAUCCUGGUGUUACUGCGGCCUCCGAGGUUCUUGUCUGCAAUUUUGGAACUCAUGACGCUACCAUUCUCCGCAAGGAUCACACUAUUCCUGGCCGUGGUCCUCAACGUUGCGCUCUCUAUGACCUUCGAACACUGGGGGACGCAGUUCGUCGCACAGGCCAUUGGCGUCGUGAUGCAAUUCUUCAAGGGACAUCGACGUGUCCGUGAAGGCAAGAUAUACAAGGCUGUCGAAGGUGGCAUGCGAUAGUAUAUGUGGCGUGGCUGCGGAUGACUUCCCAGCAUCUCUCGCUCUGUUGCUAUUGCAACGAGGAUGUUGCAGCCGCAGUCCUCACGGCUUGACGGUGAUCGGGUGAUUGAACCGUCGGCCGGUUGCUGAGAAGGGUCUUGCCGGUUGUACGAGGCAUUAGAAUCCCGCUGUAGAGGGACUACAAGCUUGUUAGAGGAAUUCGUAGUGGCGAUAGGUGGCAAUACAAAUAUCAGUUGUCGGA
Gloeophyllum trabeum ATCC 11539 is the source of this 3934-nucleotide messenger RNA. RefSeq names its product Ca-transporting ATPase. Gene Ontology annotation, biological process: intracellular calcium ion homeostasis. Gene Ontology annotation, cellular component: membrane. NCBI's taxonomy places the organism in Eukaryota, Fungi, Basidiomycota, Agaricomycetes, Gloeophyllales, Gloeophyllaceae. Gene Ontology annotation, molecular function: P-type ion transporter activity; ATP hydrolysis activity; ATP binding. The coding region runs from base 16 to 3693 and encodes 1225 amino acids. The transcript has 18 exons. The record is from RefSeq and is a predicted model, not a curated record.